CUGGCUGGAGCCUACCGAUGAGGCAGGAUGAGGAGGCUCUGAAAGGAGGCCGAUGGAAGAGAUAAAAGGCCAGCCUGUCCUCACUCAUUCAGGUCCUCCAUCCCAACACCUCCCACCCAAAACCCUGAACGGAAAGAAAAACCACCUUCUCCACCAAAGAAAAAAAAAAACCAAACCGAAAGACACCACGAUGUUCAUCUCUUUAGCCUCCCUCUUGGGCUUCAUGAUGGUCUUGCAAACCGCCACUGUCUUGGCCUCGCCCGUCGAGGUCGACCACCAAGUCGCGCCAAAGUAUUGUCGUCGUGACGGCGAUCACUCCACCAAAACCUGCUAGUCGAGCUCCCUGACGAAUUGGUGGAAGAGGCCGAAAAAAGAACCGAGCCCUUGGCGAUCCCGAUGGUCCAACUCGUCUAGUCUGCCUUAUUUUUUUUCCGGCUUAUCUAUCCCAUGCUUCUCCAGCUUUCUCUUCCUCAUGCCUUUGCAACCUCAAUCCCAGUUCUGCAAGCACUGCCCCCUGUUACCUACGCAACUCCGUGAUUGUCUAUACAAGUUUGCUGUCGAGAAAGCUAUUGUACAGUGCCUAGACAGUGAAAAGUGGCUGCCUAUUUUGGAUUCCAGAGCUCCAGAGCACAAAUUUGAAAUCAUGAGACUUGGUCAGGUGGUGCAUAAUAGGUCCCAAAAAAUGAAUAUGAAAUAACAAAAGCAAA
Messenger RNA from Puccinia graminis f. sp. tritici CRL 75-36-700-3, 707 nucleotides. RefSeq lists its product as uncharacterized. The transcript is spliced from 2 exons. The coding region runs from base 53 to 334 and encodes 93 amino acids. NCBI's taxonomy places the organism in Eukaryota, Fungi, Basidiomycota, Pucciniomycetes, Pucciniales, Pucciniaceae. The record is from RefSeq and is a predicted model, not a curated record.